This is a messenger RNA of Frankliniella occidentalis (western flower thrips), 3042 nucleotides long. RefSeq names its product DNA helicase MCM8 (gene rec). Lineage: Eukaryota; Metazoa; Arthropoda; Insecta; Thysanoptera; Thripidae. Bases 350 to 2872 code for a protein of 840 amino acids. The record is from RefSeq and is a predicted model, not a curated record. The transcript has 14 exons. Gene Ontology annotation, cellular component: MCM complex; nucleus. Gene Ontology annotation, molecular function: ATP binding; single-stranded DNA binding; ATP hydrolysis activity.
GUGUUGGUAGUCUGUAAAGGCGCCUCAAGCAAGACAAAUCAAAUAAAUUCCAACUACGAGUCUCGAAAAGUGCUUAAAUUGAUGCUUGAAAUUUUUGUGUUGUGUUUUUCUCAUCAUUAAAACGAAAAGUUGGGCCCUGGAACAUCAAAACACUGUGCAAUGCUAUAACGCCAACUUCUGUUAGCAGUUCCAGAUGAGCAUUGAAAAUAUGAGGAGAUAAAGGUUAAGCUUUCCUUGAUUCUUACAUUCUUGAAACCUUUUUACCAGUUAUUUUUAUCAUUAAUCUUUUUACUAUGGAUACUACUACUUACUUUGUGGUGAAGCAACUUUUGUAUUAUUAUUGAUAAGAAUGAGUGGGUUUCCGACUUCUGGACGUGGUGGCCGAGCCCGCGGUCGAGGAUAUGGUGGUGGACAGUGGAGAGGUAGGGGGAACAAUUGGAGAGGAAGAGGAAGUAGAGGAGGCAGAGGUGGAUGGCGAGGAGCUCAGAGUCAAGGUGCUGGCAACACCAACAGUCAUAAUAAUUCCAAUAAUGACAGUUUUCAAAUAGUAGCUCAGAACUCUCAAUCAUCACAGCAAAGAAUAACAUCCCUAUUUGACAUUGUACCUGGCCCUUACAGAGGCUGGAAGUUAUAUUUUCAUCUGGAAGGGUAUGCAGAAGGAUCAACGACAGUUAAAAAAAUUAAAGCAGUAGAAACAUUUAUCAAAAAGCACCGUCGAAUGUAUCCUCCAACCGAAGUUGAAGAGAGGCGAUCGUAUGCCCUUGAUAUUAAACUAAUAUCUUCUGAUGAGAACUUUAAAACUGAGUGGCCCACUUUCAAAGAUGAUCUUGAAGAUGAGCCAGAACAUAGCAUAGGCUGCUUGGGGCUCGGAAUGCAUCAGGUGGUUUUGUUAGCUUUGGAAGAAGAAGCACGUGCUCAACUGACCGAUCUUGAGAGAGCUCAACUACCCCCCCACAAUCUUGCUGCCAUUCGAGCAAGGAUUCUAAAUCAUGAACCAGUUCUACAGCUAAAAACUUUAAAAUCAAACUAUUUUGGUAAACUUGUUUCUGUGCGGGGGACUGUUAUUCGUGUUGGUAAUUUAAAAUUGUCAUGUGUUUGGAUGGCAUUUUCCUGCAAUACGUGCAGUAGUAUUCAGUGUGUACGACAACCUCAAGGAAAGUAUACUUUGCCUACAAAAUGUAGUUCUGAUGGUUGUCGGGCUCGUUCCUUUGCUCCAAAGCAUGCCUCUCCUUUUACUCAAACUGUAAACUAUCAAUCAAUCCGGCUUCAAGAAAUUUCUGACGAUGAACAUAGAGAAGGUGGCCGAGUACCAAGAAGUGUAGAGGUAGAGCUCAUGGAGGACCUGGUGGACUCGUGUGCGCCGGGUGACGUUGUCACUGUAACAGGUAUUAUAAGAGUUCAUAAUACAGAGGAAUCUUCUAAUAAGCAGAAAAAUUCCAGUAUGUUUCUACUUUACAUUGAAGCUGCAUCUAUAAUGAACAACAAAAAAAAUUCUGCAGGUGGAAAAAGUUCAGUUGGGGUUGAGUUUAACUUGAAGGAUUAUUAUGCAAUACAAGAAAUACAUGCCGAACCAGCACUGUUCCGUCUUCUUGUAAACUCACUUUGUCCCAUGAUUUUUGGACAUGAGAUUGUAAAGGCAGGCCUUCUUCUUGCGUUGAUAGGGGGAGCGCAGUUUGCAGGACGUGAUAGUAGAAGUGACUCUCAUAUUUUGGUUGUUGGUGAUCCAGGCCUUGGGAAAUCUCAAAUGCUGCAGGCAUGUGCUAGCGUUGCUCCUAGAGGUGUUUAUGUUUGUGGCAAUACCAGCACUACAUCCGGUUUGACUGUAACCCUUUCAAGAGAAAGCGGUGGAGAUUAUGCUCUGGAGGCUGGUGCCUUAGUCCUUGCUGAUCAAGGCAGUUGCUGUAUUGAUGAAUUCGACAAAAUGUCCACUCAACAUCAAGCCCUGUUAGAAGCAAUGGAACAGCAAAGUAUUUCUAUUGCCAAGGCUGGUGUCGUUUGUUCUUUACCAGCAAGAACCUCAAUCUUAGCUGCAGCCAAUCCAGUUAGUGGCCAUUACAACAGAGCUAAAACUGUGUCUGAAAACCUUCGUAUGGGCCAAGCUUUACUUUCUAGAUUUGAUCUUGUUUUUAUUCUAAUGGAUCAGCCAAAUGAACACCUUGAUAAUCUUCUCUCUGAGCAUGUAAUGGCUCUUCACUCUGGUUUUGGUUCUCGGGGUAGUGUUAGCGGUGCCUCAUCUAGUCAGUCUAAAACAAAUGUUGCUGGAGAUGGAGAGGUACCAUUAAGUGAGCGCCUAAGAUUGUACGCCAAUGAAACUUUUGACCCAAUUCCACACCAGUUACUUCGGAAGUAUAUUGCCUAUGCACGGAAAUAUGUCAAUCCUACUCUUUCUGAAGAUGCAAGCGCUGUUCUCAAGCAAUUUUACCUAGACUUGAGGAAGAAACACCACACUGCUGACUCUGCUCCUGUAACAACAAGGCAACUCGAAUCACUAAUUAGAUUGACUGAGGCCAGAGCUAAGUUGGAGCUUCGUGAAAAGGCCACUUAUCAAGAUGCCUUGGAUGUAGUGGAAAUAUUUCGUUCUAGCUUAGUUGACUCAUUUGCUGAUGAACUAGGUACACUUGAUUUUAAUCGCUCUCAAAAUGGAUCUGGCAUGAGUAGCAGAAACAAGGCUAAAAAAUUCAUUGCUGUAUUGCAACGUCGUUCUGAACUGCAAUCAAAAUCUUUGUUCUCUGCUGCUGAAAUGCGUGAAGUAGCUCAAACUUGUGGUGUCAUGGGUGCAGAUUUUUUUGACUUUGUUAAUACUCUGAAUACACAAGGAUUUCUUCUUAAGAAAGGAAAUCAGACAUAUCAGUUAGUUUCAGCUGGUCAUUAAUAUAAAAUGCAAUCUUCAUGCAACUGGUAUUUUAUUCUAGUUUUACCAUUUUUUAAAUGUUAUUUCAUUAAUGAGGGUGCUCUAUUUUUAUUUUAUUUUUGUUCUAUUUUUCAACUACUCCCAUAGAUAUAUUUUGAUAAAAGGCAUUAAAAUAAUUUUCUUGAAAUAUA